This is a messenger RNA of Myotis daubentonii (Daubenton's bat), 5198 nucleotides long. RefSeq names its product ral guanine nucleotide dissociation stimulator like 1 (gene RGL1). NCBI's taxonomy places the organism in Eukaryota, Metazoa, Chordata, Mammalia, Chiroptera, Vespertilionidae. The record is from RefSeq and is a predicted model, not a curated record. Gene Ontology annotation, molecular function: guanyl-nucleotide exchange factor activity. Gene Ontology annotation, biological process: Ras protein signal transduction. Gene Ontology annotation, cellular component: plasma membrane.
GUCUCGGAGGUCUCAGGUUGGCGGCGAUGGACACUGGGCGCGGGUGGCCUUGUUUUUUGCUGUCGCCGCCGCUGCCGCCAACGAGCUUCAUCCGGGUCCUGCGUCAGGUCCGGCUGGGCCGGACUUGCCUGUGAGGUGGGAUGGGCUGGCUGUCAGACCAAGUGCCCUGCAGUUGGCAGGAGUAUGGGGCGCAGUGAUGCACGCCCGGGCGCCCAGCAUCCUUCUGCUUGUCGGAGACAUUGCUUCGGACCUUGCGCUGCCUGCGGCUGCGUGCCUGGGCCGGGAGCCCCGUUCCCGGGGUUGGGACUGCGCUGCGUGCCCAGCGGGAGGUACCAAGGACGGAGCCCAAAGGUCGCGUUUUAUCCGUUGGUGCUGAUGACAGCACCGCGGCGGCACCUGCAGAACCUGAAUUAGGUCCGUAAUGCCUCCUGCCUGGCUCUUUCAAGAUGGAGGGGAAACCUGUGGGAGAGCCUACUCAAGUGGUGUCUAAAUUCAAACUUCCCGCCAAGGUGGAGAGCACAGGGCACUGGCUGGAGGAAGAUCACGCUCGGAUAUGGGAAGUUUUAAAGACUGAGGAGAGCUCGAUUCAGGACUGGGGUGAAGAGGUAGAGGAAGGAGCUGUCUACCAUGUCACCCUGAAGCGAGUCCAGAUUCAACAGGCUGCCAAUAAAGGAGCAAGAUGGCUCGGGGUGGAAGGGGACCAGCUCCCUCCAGGACAUACCGUCAGCCAGUAUGAGACCUGUAAGAUCAGAACGAUAAAAGCCGGCACCUUGGAGAAGCUGGUGGAGAACCUGCUGACGGCUUUCGGGGACAAUGACUUCACCUAUAUCAGCAUCUUCCUGUCAACGUACAGAGGCUUUGCCUCCACCAAAGAAGUGUUGGAACUACUGCUGGACAGGUAUGGAAACCUGACAAGCCCAAACUGUGAAGAAGAUGGGAGCCAGAAUUCACCGGAGUCCAGGACAGUGAUCCGGAAUGCAAUCGCCUCUAUCCUGCGGGCCUGGCUUGACCAAUGUGGAGAGGACUUCCGAGAGCCCCCUCACUUCCCUUGCUUACAGAAACUGCUGGACUAUCUCAAACGCAUGAUGCCAGGCUCUGACCCAGAGAGAAGAGCACAGAACCUUCUUGAGCAGUUUCACAAGCAGGAGGUGGAAGCGGACAAUGGGUUUGCCAACACCAUCUCCUGCCGCCUGGAAGAGGAAGAGGAACCGGAGGCCGGAGGGUCUGCAGAAUUCACGUGCUUCUCAGAGGAUCUUGUGGCAGAGCAGCUGACCUAUAUGGAUGCACAACUAUUCAAGAAAGUAGUGCCUCACCACUGCCUGGGCUGCAUUUGGUCUCAAAGGGAUAAGAAGGAAAACAAACAUUUGGCUCCUACGAUCCGCGCUACCAUCUCUCAAUUUAAUGCCCUCACCAAAUGCGUGGUCAGCACCAUCUUGGGGGGCAAAGAACUCAAAACCCAGCAGAGAGCCAGAAUCAUCGAGAAGUGGAUUAACAUUGCUCACGAAUGUAGGAUCCUGAAGAAUUUCUCCUCCUUGAGGGCCAUCGUCUCGGCACUGCAGUCCAAUUCCAUCUACCGGUUAAAAAAGACGUGGGCUGCUGUCCCCAAAGAGCGAAUGCUAAUGUUUGAAGAACUUUCGGAUAUCUUCUCGGACCAUAAUAAUCAUUUGACCAGCCGGGAACUGCUGAUGAAGGAAGGAACCUCCAAGUUUGCCAACCUGGACAGCAGUGUGAAAGAAAACCAGAAGCGGACGCAGCGGCGGCUCCAGCUGCAGAAGGACAUGGGGCUGAUGCAGGGCACUGUGCCCUACCUGGGCACCUUCCUGACCGACCUGACCAUGCUCGACACCGCUCUCCAGGACUACAUCGAGGGUGGGCUGAUCAACUUUGAGAAAAGGAGACGGGAAUUUGAAGUGAUUGCCCAAAUAAAGCUCCUUCAGUCUGCCUGCAACAGCUACUGCAUGACCCCAGACCAGAAAUUCAUCCAGUGGUUCCAGAGGCAGCGGCUGCUGACCGAGGAGGAGAGCUACGCCCUGUCCUGUGAGGUGGAAGCAGCUCCGGACGCCAGCGCCACCUCGCCCAAGCCUCGGAAGAGCAUGGUGAAGAGGCUCAGCCUACUGUUUCUGGGGUCGGACAUUAUCACCAGUAGCACUCCCAGCAAAGAGCAGCCCAAGUCCACGGCCAGCGGGAGCUCUGGCGAAAGCAUGGACUCCGUGAGUGUGUCCUCCUGCGAGUCCAACCACUCCGAGGCCGAGGAGGGCUCCAUCACUCCCUUGGACACACCCGAUGAGCCUCAAAAAAAGCUCUCCGAGUCGUCCUCGUCGUGCUCCUCCAUCCAUUCCAUGGACACAAAUUCCUCAGGGAUGUCGUCCUUAAUCAACCCCCUCUCCUCCCCUCCGACCUGCAACAACAACCCCAAGAUCCACAAGCGCUCCGUCUCCGUGACCUCCAUUACCUCGACUGUGCUGCCUCCCGUUUACAACCAGCAGAACGAAGACACCUGCAUAAUCCGCAUCAGCGUAGAGGACAACAACGGCAACAUGUACAAGAGCAUCAUGCUGACGAGCCAGGAUAAAACUCCCGCCGUGAUCCAGAGGGCGAUGCUGAAGCACAACCUGGACGCGGACCCGGCUGAGGAGUACGAGCUGGUGCAGGUCAUCUCGGAGGACAAAGAACUCGUGAUCCCAGACUCGGCAAACGUCUUCUACGCCAUGAACAGCCAAGUGAACUUUGACUUCAUUUUACGCAAAAAGAACUCCACGGAAGACCCAGUGAAACUGCGGAGCCGGACGAGCUUGACCUUGCCCAGGACAGCUAAACGGGGCUGCUGGAGCAACAGGCACAGCAAAAUCACCCUCUGAAGGGAGGGACCACCGGCCCCUUGCUUGCCCACGGCAGAGAGGGGCUAAGGACAGGCCGUGGUGAGUGCAGCUACCAUCCAGUGUUAGAGGAUCAUUGGUGAAGCCAACAGCUAUUUAUUGAGGACCUGCGGUGUGAUAGGCACCGUGGGGAGAUUGGAGAUGAAUCUGAAAUGAAAAGAAUGGACGAUUCACUGAUCCUCUUUGACCAAUUUGAGACUGAAAUGCAACAUUACCCACAUUUAUAAAUACAUAUGACACAUAUUUGGUAUGUAUGUGUGUAUGUGAGAAUACAUGAGGGACUUAGAGGAUAUUCUGGACUGUGGAGAAACAAAUUUGCACAAUGGCCUGGGGAGUUGAGGUCACUUUUUACAGGGAAAUAGAAGGAACCGAGAACCCGGUUUCCUACCUGCCAAGUAAGUGGAUCCAGUCCCAGGAAUGCGGAGUGUCCUCAUGCCAGUAUUAUGAGGAGCCCACACCAUUUUACAGGGAGAGGAGGGCUUUCCCAAUUAAGUGCCACCGGAAGCGAACAGCUGCAGAGGCUGCGGCACCAUGGGUUCCAUGAGAGGCCUCUUGGGAAAGGGUUUGGAUGAGCCCGUGGCUUCCCCCGCCGGCCUCUGCCUUCACCCCGUCUCCUCGGGCCCAGGGAGGCAGGGAGGCCCAACCGACCCACUAGCCCAGCGUCAAGACACUUCUGGAAUCAACGUGAGCCUGUUUUGAUGUCGUGUUUACCCUUAACUCGCACAUCACAGUCAUCACUGCACAGGUAGCCGUGUUCUUUGGUAACUGGUGGGCCUUUUCCGAUUGCCUUUUGCAUGGAAAGCUCUGUGUCUGGAGCCUUUCGCAUCUGGGUGGUGGCACCUCCACACUAUGUGCAAUUUGUUCCUCAGGUGUAGAAUGUUCUACUGCGUUAGACUCAUUUGAUCAUUUUGAGCCUGUGAAAGAUUUCUAAGCAGCGACUGCGCCGUUAGCAGCCCCUGGGAAGGUGUUCCCUGCUGGCAGCUGUGUCCUGUUCUACGUUUAACUUGUAGCAUUAAGUGCCUCCUCUUGGGGACAGAAGCGGGCUGCGUGUGUCACCUAAAGCAUUUCUAAAGAGGUACAUUCUUCCACAUGGAAUCAAUGAGGUUUUUGUUUUUUGUUUUUUUAGGUCCCCACUCUUGCUAUCACAGCGUUCCUGCUAAGUGACUUUUUUUUUUUUUUUUUUUUUUUGGUCUCUAGUAACACCAUCAACCUCUCCCUUCCAAAUCUGAGCUGUGCUGGGGUUUGAACUAAAAAGCCAUAUUUGAGAUGUUGAUGUGUAAGAAGCACUUUCAGAAUGUUGUCCUUUUCAAAAAAAAAUUCUCAAAAUACCAGAUUUCAUUCCGAAAAUAAAGAGAACGAAACCACACAUGAAGUGUAGAUUGUAGUACGGAGCUUCAUUUUUUUUCCUAAUCCUGUAAGAUGGCUCCCAAAGGUUAUGUGAGAUUUAUGCUACGUAAAUGGCUAUGAAAUAUGCAAGAAACACCAGAAAAAGUGUAGAGACGGGGGCAGUGGACCAAAGAAUGAGCCGGGAAGGCGUCACCAUUCCUCUAGACCAGCGGUUCUCAACCUGUGGGUCGCGACCCCUUUGAGGGGGGGUCGAACGACCCUUUCACAGGGGUUGCCUAAGACCAUCGGAAAACACAUAUAUAAUUACAUAUUGUUUUUGUGAUUAAUCACUAUGAUUUCCUUAUGUUCAAUUUACAACAAUGAAAUUGGGGGUCACCACAACAUGAACUGUAUUAAAGGGUCGCGGCAUUAGGAAGGUUGAGAACCACUGUGCUAGACCUUCCUACGAGACCAGUCCAUGCAUCGCAAGGACCGACCGGGUUCCAGCUGAUCGAAGGCACUUUCUUCUGAUUGCGAGGCUUGUCCCAUCGUGCCCCUGUGCUGGGAGGAGAUGGCCAGGGUGCUGGACAGCAUGGACACUGGAGUCAACGCAGCCUGGAUUUCUUGGUCUGGAGGUCAAAGAGGAAGUAGAGAACUGCUGGCCUCAUUUCGAGUGCAGCUACCGGGACACGUGUGCCCAUGUGCUCGCCCUGUGUAUUUAUACUGUACAUGUAGAGUCUAGAUUUAUAUACUGCAAUGUACAAAUAUAUUUUCCUUUUUUAAAAGACCAUGGAAAUUCCAAGUAGAUAAAACGUAGCCUCAUUUAUUUAAUGCCACUUGAAAUGUCUUAAACUUGUUUCCUGGUGGACAGCCGGGUCAUGCCUUUAGCUGCUCGCAUGCUUGUCUCUCUGCAUCUCCAUCGUCUGUCUGUUUACCUUUUGGUUAAGCUAAUAAACUGGUUGGGACUUGGUUGGCAUGUGCUGCCGGCCCCAGAGG